UGUUGCUUAUGGUCACUUCUUCAUUGACUAGUUGUCUAUACGCCACGUCAAUAUGCAGAAACUUAGCUUUCCAUUGUUACGUACUAUUGUUAAUGAUCAUGAGAUCGAGUCCGUACUGCCUUGUCCAGAGGAGCAACGUCGUGCACUAAGUUUAGUAAAGAACCAUGAAGUCCACACUAUCCUCUUCGAACUACAAUUUGGAGGCGAUAUAUCCAUUGCUAGGUUAAGAAAUGCUUGGCAGAAUGUCGUUCAGCAAAGAAGAGAACUACGAACUGUCUUCGCAAGGGGCCCAGGUGCCACUGAUAUCUUUCAAGUAGUUUUGAAGAAUUACGAUGCCUUGCUUACACAUGCGGAUUAUGAAGAAAGAGACGAUAUUGAGGCCAAGAUCGAGCAGGACACCUUGCCAGUUCUCGUUCCGGGAGCGCCAAUGCACGUUGCUCAGGCUUACACAACUGGGGGCUCUUCUUUGCUGCUCAGGGUGUGCUAUAAUGACAUUGUCAUUGACAGUGAUUGUCUGGUCAGGAUACAGACAGACCUACCCCGAGCUUAUUAUGCAUUAGCUGGUCCCAAAGCAACACCUGCCACUUCCCAUGAGACGCAGGUCCAGAAAGAGACACACGCUCAAGGCAAUGUAUUCGAGCGCAUGAAGAACGCAGAACCUACAAUUCUAGGCCUCGGCACGGUCGUGGCGCAGACGGCAGUAGCGGAGUACACGAAUGAGACGAUGCUGGGCUCCCUCGGCGAAUUGCUCCUCCUUCAAUGUUCAAGCCAAGGAGUUGCGCCUAUAAAUGCUAUACAGGCACUUUGGUUGGUCUUGCUGGCGAGAUAUCUUCGCCUUGAACAGCCUUGCUGCGUUUAUAGAAUGGCACAGGAUGACGUUUCAUCUGAGAAUAGCAGUAACCCUGGGGUUGGCCGACGAGAGUUUCUAUGUACCGGCCUUUUCACGGAGGAUGACCGCUUCGCAGAUCUUGUCAAAAGGCUGAAUGGCCAAGUACUGGAGGACAUCAAAGCAAAUUCGUCGACAGAUUUCCCCCUUAUACACGACGGUAAACGAAUUUGUAACUCAAGUGUAUGUUGGUAUGACCUGACAGCUUCAAAUGAAGCAAACCAGGUAUUGAGUAUGAAGCCGGUCAAAGCAAAGGGCUCCGAGGAGCACGACGUAGCUUUGAUCGUCAUUUAUACCGGAGCAGAGCUUAUGAUCCAAUUGCGGACGGGUGUCACAAUCGAGACCUGGUUGGCCAAAAGCAUCGCCGACAUGUUCAUGCAGUCUCUCGAGUAUGUCUUGAGUAAGCCUGAGUGUAGAAUCGAAGAUAUACCGUCUUGCAGUCAGAAUGAUAUAUAUACGAUACAGCGAUGGAACGGAGGUGAUCUACCGAGGCAAGAAAGCUGCAUACACGAAAUGAUACGUGAGCAAGCUUUACUGCGUCCUGAUGCUCCUGCGGUUCUCGCUCACGAUGGAUCGCUAUCUUACGCAGGCCUCGAGGCGCUGACAACCCGAGUAGCCAACACAUUCUUCACUAAGCUAGGAUUCCAACAUGAGGAGAAGAUUAUCCUACAGCUCCCCCACUCUCUCUGGGUGAUUGUCGCCAUGCUAUCUGUCAUGAAGGCUGGCUCUGCUUUCGUCUCGCUGGACGAGAACGUUCCUUUACACCGGGUUAAAUCCAUUGCCUUGAAGUCCAAUGCACGAUUUGUCCUCACUACCCAAGCGUCUACGUCUAAAUACGAUGAAAUUGGCUUGCAAAGCAUCGUUCUAGACCAGUCCUUCGCAGAUAAUGAAACAUUGCCGACGGCAGCGAACUGGACGAACUCAAACGUGCGCCCAUCUGAUCUUGCAUACGUGAUCUUCACAUCAGGCAGCACAGGUGAACCGAAGGGCUGCGCGAUCGAGCACCGAGCUUUUUGCUCCUAUGCGCUGACAUUCGGCCCCGCGUUUCGGCUUGGACCUGACAGCCGUGUGAUUCAAUCCACGUCGUAUUCAUUCGACGUCUCGCUCAAGGAAAUCUUCCUGGGGCUUCUUUCCGGAUCGUGCCUCUGUAUACCAUCCGACUAUGAUAUCAUGAACGACAUCGGUGGUGCUGCAGCGCGCAUGCGCGUCAACUACGCCAAUUUCACACCGUCAGUUGCCGCGCAAUUGAACCUUGAGGCCGCAAAUUGCAUUAGAACGCUGGUCCUCGGUGGCGAGGCCUUGACUCCUGACAUCAUCGCUGCUUGGGUGCCCCGGGUUGAUGUUCUUCUUGGUGGUUAUGGACCUAGUGAAGUGUGCCCAACAUCUGCUGUCGUCGGUCCAUUAUCUCUGCAGUCAAAUUUCCGGAAUAUUGGCUCUCCGAUAGGAAACAAAAGCUGGGUCGUGGAUCCUUCGAACCACGACCGACUUAUGCCUGUCGGAGCUGUGGGAGAACUUGUGCUGGAGAGCCAUGCUAUUGGUAGAGGAUACAUCGGUGACGAGGAACGAACAUCUAAAGUAUUCAUUGAGAACCCCGCGUGGUGCGCUUGGCCCGAUCUAAGUACCAAAGAACCCGGGGAGAAAAGACGCAUGUACAAGACUGGAGAUCUAGUCGCGCGGUGUGGCGACGGAUCGCUGUUGUAUUUUGGCCGCAAGGACAUGCAAGUCAAAUUGCGAGGCCAGCGCAUAGAGCUUGGCGAUAUCGAGAGCAAUCUGAAAGCUAUCCUAGCGGUCGAUUUAGCUGUAGAGGCCGGUAUUCCUCGAGGAGGGGGUGUCGAAGAUAAAAUGCUAGUCGCCUUCAUUUGUCUCGGGUCUCAGUCGUUGGUACCUACUGACUUGACCUUGGUCGACCCUCAGGUUCAGGCGAGGCUACAUACUUUGCUUGCAAACUGCGAAGAAAGACUUGCAGAGAAAAUAGCACGCUAUAUGUUGCCCUCGGCAUAUGUGCCGCUCCGCAUGCUUCCUGUCACGACUUCAGGGAAGCGGGAUCGUCGGGGAUUGCAGCAGAUAAUUUCCUCCUUACACAAACAGGAACUUCUAGCUUGGCACAGACCAGCAGCGAAAGAAUCAAAAGGCCGGCCGAUUGUCACGGAAAUGGGGAAACGAGUAGCCAGUUUAUGGUCCAAGGUUCUGAAGAUCGAGGUUGAAGAUUUGAGUUUGGAUGAUGACUUCGUCAAUAGAGGGGGUGACUCACUCGCUGCCAUGAAAGUUGCAAACUUGGCUAAGGAGGCAGGGCUCAGGUUGACCUUCAGAGACAUAUACCGUCGUAGUCGCAUCCUCGGCGAUCAGAUCGAGCUUUGUCUUAAAGGGGCGGCUUCUACUACUGCUACAAGGAUGGCGAGAGCACCAAGAUCCGGCCGCGCCCUCAAGCCUAACCAGUUCAGAGGCGAAAGUGAUACUACAUCACGCUUCAAACACCCUGUGGUUAUAAGUUAAAAUAAACUGAGCGAGGUGAAGCGAGAGCGACCGUGCCAAUUGAUUUCGUUAUUUAGAUAUGUCCGAACACAGUGGCGAAUCUCACAUUUAGUGAUUGAUCAACUAUCCGAUCGUAUUAUUCUGACUAGAUCUAGUAUCUCUUCGAAUGGCAGCGAGCUGUCGCCCAA
This is a messenger RNA of Xylaria bambusicola, 3546 nucleotides long. RefSeq names its product acetyl-CoA synthetase-like protein. NCBI's taxonomy places the organism in Eukaryota, Fungi, Ascomycota, Sordariomycetes, Xylariales, Xylariaceae. Gene Ontology annotation, biological process: amino acid activation for nonribosomal peptide biosynthetic process; secondary metabolite biosynthetic process. The record is from RefSeq and is a predicted model, not a curated record. Gene Ontology annotation, molecular function: phosphopantetheine binding. Bases 53 to 3379 code for a protein of 1108 amino acids. The transcript is spliced from 2 exons. Gene Ontology annotation, cellular component: cytoplasm.